GCCGGUUGGAUUUAGAUUUGGCCUAUACUUGGCUUCGCUCGGAAGGCCCGGCCGGGCCGCGUGCGACUAGCAUGGAUGAGCUGAGUGGCGAGAACCUGGAGCCGGACCUUUGCAAGGAUGGCCUGCAGCGGCGGAAGAUCCAGGAGGCCCAAGCUGACAUCAGCGCGGCGCCCUCUGGCUUCUACUUCGGGGAGGAGCAGACGGAGAAGUCGGAGGACACCGUGUAUCCCAGGUUCGACAUGUUUCCGGAGCAUUUGCGCAUCGGCCCAUGGUCCCGGCUCGCAGCGCCCUACCUUCCAGCGCCACCUCCGCCGGCUGGGCCGCUCCAGCUCCAAAGGCCCACGGCAGGCUGCAGACCAAGCAGCAAGCCACCAGCAGCCUCCCGGCCCAAGAGGUGUGGCCCGGUCUCCAUGUACGUGGCGGGGGUGCAGGCCUAUGUGGGCUACAAAUUCCAGUGGUGGCCCUUCCUGACUUACACCUGCUGGUCCUACGCGCUGCUCAACUUGCAUCUGCUGCUCCACGCGGUGCAGCUGCCGCGGAGCGCGGAGAUCCUGCGGUUCCCGGUGCUGGCCAUGGCCACGGUGACCACCUUCGUUUGGUGGCUCGUGCUGGUUCCCAUCCUGGUUUCGCUCACUGAAGGGAAGUCCCGCAAGGAGUUCAUCAAGUUGAACUUCAGCUUUUUCCUGGUCAACAUGCACCUGUUCAACUUCCCUUUGGCACUUGCCGGCCACUUGCUGGCCCCGCGCAAGCUGGUUUUCGCUGAUUUCUGGGUGGCGGCAGUUAUCGCCAUCCUGUACCUGCUCUUCUAUUUGCUGGCCCUGGACCCGAGAGGUGUGCACCUCUACAUCAUCUUGACGCCUCGGCAGUGGUGGUGUGUCCUCUGCUACUCGGGCAUCCUGGGCCUCUAUGUGGGUCUCUUCUGGAUCUUUAGCUGAGCCAAGAGAAAGCCCGAGGUCAGCCAGGGGCAAGACACCGAAUGCCGAAAGCUCCACUUGAAAGGCUCUGGCUGCUUGAGAAGCCUCGGGCAACAUAAGUUGCUAUGUUGCACGUAGGUCAUGGACAGUUGGGGUUUUUUGCGAAGCAGGGCGUACCUCCUUGGCUUCAACUCAGGCCGCAUUGAGAACUUCAGGGGCUUAGAAUAGAACAUCCAAGUAUGAUCCAAGUCUCUGAGUCUUAAGUCUCUUGAAACACUCACUUGCCCAAAGCGAAUCGAC
Messenger RNA from Effrenium voratum, 1214 nucleotides. The record is from the annotation of a GenBank genome assembly. Lineage: Eukaryota; Dinophyceae; Suessiales; Symbiodiniaceae.